AGCAACAACCACAAGCAAGCAAACCAAACAAAAGAUAAACAAACCGAAAAACCAACCCAACCACAAAAAGCAGCUUUUCAAAUUAGCGAAAAAUUUAAAUUAUCAGAACGGGACAGAUGAGUUUCCAGAUAAAAUAGCAAAAAGCAAAUAAAACUGAAAACAAAAACCAAUUCGAGUGCGAAAACUCGAAUAAACUGUUCCAAUAAAACAAAAGCGGCAACAACAAAGUGCGGUUUCACACAAACACACAUAAACGGAAUGAACAUUUUGCCAGCAGCUGAGAAAAUAAUUUAGCAAAAUUAUAACACGUAAAAUAUUUUGAUUCAUACUAUAUAUAAACUGAAAGCAGACUUCAUUAAACAUCAAAGAGAAUUGCGUGAGACCGCAAUACGUGCAAAUCAAAGCCGCAACAUCAACAGCAGUAAUAGCAACAGCAACAAAAACCGCGGACACAAGCACAGGCCCAUCACGCAUAUAUAUACGUUUUUGGAGUGGAAAAGCGCGCCAUUAAAGUGCAAUUGAAAAGAUGUUGGCAAUGCCCACGCUAAUGAUGCCAGCAACUGCACAGAUGACGCUCAGCAGUCAGCCCCUGUCGGUUGGUGCAGCGCAUGCGAAGCCCUACGAAACGAAGCUACUGGCGAUCCACCAGACGCACCUUCAACAGCAGCAACAGGCGCCUCAGCAACAGCAGCCGCUCACUGGCAAGCAACAGCAGCAGCAGCAACAGCAGUCGCAGCAAAUGUCCAUCGUCACAACUCAGCAGCAACAGCAGCAGCAGCAGCAGCAACAACAGCAUCCGCAGUCGCAGUCGCCGCAUCAGCAUCAGCAUCAGCAGCAACAGUCACAGCAACAGGCAGUGGCCGCUGCCGCUGCUGCCGCAGCAGCCGCACAUCAUCAGCAGCAGCAACAGCAGGCCGCAGUUGCUGCCGCCGUCUGUGCCGCCCAACAACAGGCAGUUGCCGUGCAGCAACAACAAUAUCAGAUUCAUUCGCAACAGCAGUCGCCGCAGCAGGUGCUCAGCGCCUCCCCGAAGCAGGAGCAAUUUCACAUUUUUGUCGGCGACUUAAGUUCAGAAAUUGAAACUCAGCAAUUGCGUGAAGCAUUCACACCAUUCGGCGAGAUCUCGGAUUGUCGUGUGGUGCGUGAUCCGCAAACCUUGAAAUCGAAGGGCUAUGGCUUUGUGUCCUUCAUCAAGAAGUCGGAAGCUGAAAGUGCCAUUACGGCCAUGAACGGCCAGUGGCUCGGCUCGCGUUCCAUUCGCACGAAUUGGGCCACACGGAAACCGCCGGCGAGUAAAGAAAACAUCAAGCCAUUGACCUUCGAUGAAGUCUACAAUCAGAGCAGUCCCUCCAAUUGCACCGUUUAUGUGGGCGGUGUAAACAGCGCCCUCACCGCGCUCAGCGAGGAGGUCCUGCAGAAGACAUUUGCCCCCUAUGGUGCGAUACAGGAGAUACGCGUCUUCAAGGACAAGGGCUACGCCUUUGUGCGCUUCUCCACCAAGGAGGCCGCCACACAUGCCAUUGUUGGCGUGCACAACACCGAAAUCAAUGCACAGCCCGUGAAAUGCUCCUGGGGAAAGGAGAGCGGCGAUCCGAACAAUGCUCAGACCAUUGCCAGUCAGGCCUUGAACAGCGCCGCAGCGGCCGCAGCCGGCUUCCCCUAUGGCGUGGGCGCUGCUGCCGCUGCGGCAGCUGCAUAUGGCCAACAGUUGGCUGCCACCGGCUGCUGGUACUCCCCCACACCCACAUACCCCGCAUCGUCGGCCACAGCCGCCGCAGUCACACCCGCGGCCGCCAGCGCCGCUGCCGUGCAGAAUCAGUUCCUGCAGGGCAUCCAGGGCUAUCAUUUUGGCCAGUACGGCGGCUACCAGCAGGGCUAUAUGGGCAUGGGCGUGCAAAUACCAGCAACCUGGCAGGGUGUCACCCAGGCCCAGAUAUCGCCCGCACAGCAAUUGGCAACGGGUGUUGCCGGCACCGCCAUCCCCCAGGCCGCCGGAGUGGUUGCCUACCCCAUACAGCAGUUUCAAGUGAGCCCACAGGCACAGUAAAACAAACACAAUUUGCAAUUGCUAUGCAAAAACAAAACCAAAUUUUUACAGUACAGCAGAAUAUCUGAACAGAAACAAGUAAACAAACUGAGCUGUAAAUAAAUGAAGCGCAGAACAAGCCCA
This is a messenger RNA of Scaptodrosophila lebanonensis, 2170 nucleotides long. Its product is annotated as nucleolysin TIA-1. NCBI's taxonomy places the organism in Eukaryota, Metazoa, Arthropoda, Insecta, Diptera, Drosophilidae. The transcript has 8 exons. The record is from RefSeq and is a predicted model, not a curated record. Bases 527 to 2047 code for a protein of 506 amino acids. Gene Ontology annotation, molecular function: RNA binding.